Messenger RNA from Dovyalis caffra, 2358 nucleotides. The record is from the annotation of a GenBank genome assembly. Lineage: Eukaryota; Viridiplantae; Streptophyta; Magnoliopsida; Malpighiales; Salicaceae.
AUGGCAACCAUAUACCACAACCACCCGCUCCUCCACAGCCCAAACACAACACCCUUCAAACCGAAAAUCCUAUGCAAGAAUUCCAAAAGCGACAUAGCAUUUGAAGAGAAAACAUCUGGGUUCGUGGACUACGACAAGGGCGUACACCAAGUGUCCACUCAAGUGAGUGGAAUCAGGAAAGACCAGAUUCCUCGACGCUACCGUUUAAGAGUCCAAGGAGACAGGUUCCAGAAGGACUGGUCUAUUUCUCAGGUUGUCGAGAAAGUUCUUGAACUCGACCACAAGUCUGAUGACGUUGAAGGUGUCUUGAACCGGUGGGUUGGCCGGUUUGCUCGUAAGAAUUUCCCUCUUCUUAUCAAGGAGAUAACGCAGAAGGGUUCAAUUGAACAUAGCAUUCUCGUUUUUCGGUGGAUGAAGAAUCAGAAGAACUAUUGUGCUCGGACAGAUAUUUAUAAUAUGAUGAUUAGGCUGCAUGCUAGGCAUAAUUGGACUGAUCAGGCUCGAGGGUUGUUUUUUGAGAUGCAAAAAUGGAGGUGCAAACCAGAUGCUGAAACUUACAAUGCUCUUAUCAAUGCGCAUGGUCGAUCAGGUCAAUGGCGUUGGGCUAUGAAUAUAAUGGAGGACAUGCUGCAGCAAGCUAUUGCUCCCAGUCGGUCUACGUAUAAUAACUUGAUCAAUGCUUGCGGAUCUAGUGGAAAUUGGAGAGAAGCUCUGAAGGUUUGCAAGAAAAUGACUGAAAAUGGAGUUGGACCUGAUCUAGUGACUCACAAUAUUAUUUUAUCUGCAUACAAGAGCGGUGCCCAGUAUUCAAAAGCUUUGUCUUAUUUUGAAAUAAUGAAAGGUACAAAUAUUCGUCCUGACACAACAACCUUUAACAUUGUGAUAUAUUGCUUAACAAAGCUUGGCCACUAUGAGAAAGCCAUUGCUAUUUUCAAUUCCAUGAGGGAGAAGAGAGCAGAGUGCCACCCUGACAUUGUAACAUUUACAAGCAUCGCUCACUUGUAUUCAGUGAAUGGGCAGAUAGAAAACUGUAGGGCUGUGUUUAGUACUAUGGUCGCUGAAGGUCUCAAGCCUAAUAUUGUUUCCUACAAUACACUUAUGGGAGCGUAUGCUUCUCAGGGGAUGAGUAAAGAGGCAUUAUCUGUUUUCAAUGAAAUUAAAAACAGUGGACUUCGCCCUGAUGUUGUAUCGUAUACUUCUUUGCUAAAUUCUUAUGGAAGAUCAGAACAACCUAAAAAGGCAAGGGAAGUAUUUGAGAUGAUGAAGGGAGACAAGUGGAAGCCAAAUCUUGUCAGCUACAAUGCAAUGAUUGAUGCCUAUGGAUCUAAUGGUUUGCUUGCCGAAGCUGUGGAAGUUUUGCGUGAAAUGGAACAAGAUGGAAUCUCUCCAAAUGUUGUCUCAAUAUGCACUCUUUUGGCAGCUUGUGGACACUGUGCUAGGAGGGUGAAUAUUGAUGUUGUGCUUCAAGCAGCUGAAAUGCGAAGCAUUCAAUUGAAUACAAUUGCAUAUAAUUCCGCUAUUGGAAGCUAUAUGAAUGUGGGAGAGUUUGAAAAGGCUAUUUCUCUGUACAGAGCCAUGAGAAGAAGGAAAGUGAUUCCUGAUGCUGUUACUUUCACAGUCUUAGUAAGUGGUUGCUGUAAAAUGUCAAAAUAUGGCGAGGCACUUGAGUUUUUUUCCAAAAUGAUGAACUUGAAAAUUCCAAUGACCAGGGAAGUUUACUCUUCUGUGAUCUGUGCCUACAGCAAGCAGGGCAAAAUCACAGAAGCAGAAUCUAUGUUCAAUAAGAUGAAGAUGACUGGAUGUUGUCCUGAUGUUGUUACAUAUACUAUGAUGCUACAUGCUUAUAAUGCUGCAGAACACUGGAAAAAGGCUGGGGCUCUUCUUCAAGAAAUGGAAGCAUAUAAUAUCCAACCAGACACUAUUGCAUGUUCAGCUCUGAUGAGAGCUUUCAAUAAAGGAGAUGAUCCAUCAAAGGUUCUCAUUCUUGCAGAGUUUAUGAGAGAGAGAGAAAUCUCCUUCAGUGAUGCUAUUUUCUUUGAGAUGGUAUCAGCCUGUAGCCUAUUACGAGAUUGGCAAACGAUGAUCGACUUAAUUAAAUUGAUGGAGCCUUCAUUCUCUGUUGUUUCUAUUGGACUUCUGAAUCAGCUUCUGCAUCUUCUGGGGAAAACUGGAAAAAUUGAGUCUAUGAUGAAGUUGUUUUACAAGAUUAUAGGAUCAGGUGCUGAAAUCAACUGCAGCACUUACUCGAUCUUGUUGAAGAAUCUUUUGGCAGUUGGAAAUUGGAGGAAAUAUAUUGAGGUGACUUAUAAUCAGAAUUCUUUCGCUUUGAAACUUUCUAGGAGAGAGUAUUUGUUCUGA